UGUGUGGAUAACACAGGCCGAACACGAAGCCCUCCCCCUUCGUUCUUCCACCUCUCGCCAAUGGCUUCCGCUCCCCCCGCUGUCCAUACCAGCUCACUUUCUAGGGAUUCCAACGUCCCCACGGCUCCCUCCUUCCCUCCGAGCCGUCUCUCUCCAAUUCUCCUCAGAAAAUUCUCUCUCUCCUUCUCACCCUUCGCCUCCUCUUCCCCCAAUUCGAGCUCUAAUCACCCGAAGAUCCUCCUUCGAUGCUCCCACCAGCAGUUCGAUCUUGCAUCCCUGAGGCAGAACGAGGAAGAAUUGGACGAGGAGGAAGGAGAAGAGGACAGACGAGGUGAUGGUGACGAUUUCUCUUCAUUCGACCUAGAAUCGAUGGAGGAAGAGGCAAGGGAUGUCGUCAGAGAGUACUCCGCUUCUUUAUCUCGCGAGUUGGAUAUUGAGGAGGAGAUUGAUGAGAAAAAGAAAUUUAGUGGGAAGAAGAAGUCACAGAGAAGUUCCAGCAAACAUUUCCAGAUCCCUGACCAUCUUCUUCCAAGAAUAGCAAUCGUUGGAAGGCCGAAUGUUGGUAAAUCAGCAUUAUUCAACCGUCUUGUUGGGGGAAGCAGGGCAAUUGUUGUUGAUGAACCUGGUGUUACUAGAGAUCGCUUGUACGGUAGAUCUUUUUGGGGAGACCAUGAAUUUAUGGUAGUAGAUACUGGAGGUGUUAUGAAUUUUUCAAAAUCACAGGCUGAUGUUAUGGAAGAACUUGCAAUUACAACGUCGGUUGGUAUGGAUGGGAUUUCUCUUGCUUCUAGGGAAGCAGCUGUUGCUAGGAUGCCCUCAAUGAUAGAGAGACAGGCUGUUGCUGCUGUGGAAGAAGCAGCUGUUAUUAUAUUCCUUGUAGAUGGCCAGGCUGGUCUGAUGGCAGCUGAUGUCGAAAUCACGGACUGGCUACGCAAGAAGUACUCAAAUAAAUGUAUUAUACUUGCUGUAAACAAAUGCGAGUCUCCACGCAAGGGGCUGAUGCAAGCUUCAGAAUUUUGGUCCUUGGGGUUUUCUCCCAUGCCAAUAUCUGCUCUUUCGGGCACUGGAACUGGAGAGCUUCUUGAUCUUGUCUGUUCAGAACUGAAAAAUAUUGAGGCCUUGGACAGCAGUGAGGUAGAAGAAAAUUAUGUUCCUUCUAUUGCUAUAGUAGGGAGACCAAAUGUGGGGAAAAGUAGCAUUUUGAAUGCCUUGGUUGGAGAAGACAGAACCAUUGUCAGCCCAAUCAGUGGGACAACUCGUGAUGCUAUUGAUACUGAAUUUACUGGACCUGAUGGGCAGAAGUACAUGCUUAUUGACACUGCUGGCAUUCGACGAAGGGCAGCUGUAGCUUCUUCUGGUAGCACAACUGAGGCCUUAUCAGUGAAUCGAGCAUUCCGAGCCAUUCGUCGUUCAGAUGUCGUGGCUCUCGUUAUUGAAGCCAUGGCUUGCAUUACAGAACAGGAUUGUAGGAUUGCUGAACGAAUUGAGAGGGAAGGAAAAGGUUGCAUUAUUGUUGUAAACAAAUGGGACACAAUACCGAACAAGAACCAGCAGACGACAACUUAUUAUGAGCAAGAUGUCAGGGAGAAGCUUCGUGUACUAGAUUGGGCUCCAAUUGUUUACUCAACUACAACAAAUGGCCACAGUGUUGAAAGGAUUAUCACUGCUGCUAGUAUGGUUGAGAAGGAGAGGUCCAGAAGGCUGGGUACAUCAAUACUGAAUCAGGUGGUACAAGAAGCACUAGCCUUUAAACCACCACCAAGAACAAGGGGUGGCAAGAGGGGCCGUGUUUAUUACAGCACGCAGGCUGCUAUUCGUCCACCCACUUUUGUUUUCUUUGUCAAUGACGCAAAGCUUUUCCCUGAGACGUAUCGACGCUACAUGGAAAAACAGCUACGGUCCAAUGCAGGUUUUCCAGGUACACCUAUUCGUCUUCUAUGGCGUAGCAGAAGAAGAGCAGAUAAUGAAGGUAAGAGUGCACGCAUCAAUGUGCAAGCUCCUGGAAGCAGUGGUAAAUUGACUUCGGCCACUUGAUUUGACAGUUCGUCUCCCAGUGUUAAUUCCUGUUGGAGUGCUGUUGCCAGAGCUUCGAAACAAUAUUAGUUUGCCCUAUUAACUUUGUGUAAUUGCAGAGAAUUUUGUAUACGACAAUAAUUCCUGUAACUGAAGCAAACACUUCCAAUAAAA
Elaeis guineensis (African oil palm) is the source of this 2187-nucleotide messenger RNA. RefSeq lists its product as uncharacterized. Lineage: Eukaryota; Viridiplantae; Streptophyta; Magnoliopsida; Arecales; Arecaceae. The record is from RefSeq and is a predicted model, not a curated record. Gene Ontology annotation, cellular component: chloroplast. Gene Ontology annotation, molecular function: GTP binding.